Messenger RNA from Musa acuminata AAA Group (dessert banana), 922 nucleotides. RefSeq names its product protein EARLY RESPONSIVE TO DEHYDRATION 15. The record is from RefSeq and is a predicted model, not a curated record. NCBI's taxonomy places the organism in Eukaryota, Viridiplantae, Streptophyta, Magnoliopsida, Zingiberales, Musaceae. The transcript has 3 exons. Bases 171 to 707 code for a protein of 178 amino acids.
AUUUAGAGAUUUGGGGAUCAGAAUCAUUUGAUCUGGGUCCUGAUCUGGUACCAUGACGUCUUUCGAGUACAGAUCUGCUAAUUUAAGCGUGUUGGUGUGAUCUAUCGUUCAGAGCUUGUGGUUUUUCCUUCAGAUCUUUGUGAAAUUAAAAGCAAGCUUGUUGGAUAAGGAUGAGUACUAUGGCAGUAUCAUCUGGAGCAGUGGGAAGGUCAUCAUUGAACCCAAAUGCGGCACUUUUCAUUCCAAUGUCUUAUCAGCAGGUAGAAGAUUUCUCCCCUGAAUGGUGGGAGUUGGUGAAGACAACCCCAUGGUUUCGUGAGCACUGGUUCCAUCAGUAUCAGGAGCAAGAAACAUUUGGCAACGAUGAGGAGGACAUGGCAGAUGCGUUACCAGACUCUUUCGAUCUUGGAAUCACUGAAUUCUCUUUGCUGGAGGCAGAGUCCAAUGGGGCAGCUUACCAUGAACCUGGGAAAGAGAUGAUUUCUGGUGCUACAGAGCGAGAGAAGAUAGAGCAUGCUAUUCAACUGUAUUGCAGUUUGAUGGAAGAGCCCUAUAGCGAUGCAAAGGCAGCAAUCAAGGAUCUGAGCUUGAAUUCUCCGAAGAAUGGUGUUAAGCCAUUGUCUGUUCCAGCAAAGUAUCGCGAGAAGCCUCUGCAAUGCGUUAGUCCAAAGUACAGCCCGCGGCGCAUCAUUCACCAGCCACGCUGAGAGAUGCAAGCCUUGUUCGGUUUGCGCUUGCGGCAAAGUUUGUCCAGAGUACUUCCAUUGUACAUAACUAAGAUGCACAUGUAGCUGUUGUUGUAGUUGUAGUCGUAGUGUCGUUUAGGUUGUUUGGACUUCAUGUUGAGUAAUCUGUCUCUCAAAACUGAAAAAUUAAAGCAUUGUAAAAGAAUGUUGUGCAGUUUAUGAGUUGCGUUAGUUUC